UUGCCAUCAGUAAAAGCUGAACAAGUUCGGUUUGAAGUACUUAUAUGCAUAACUUCGCAUUUUAGACUCGUUCCAGUGAAAGGGAAACGAAAUAUUUUGGUCACUUCCGCUCUUCCGUAUGUGAAUAACGUGCCGCAUUUGGGUAAUAUUAUUGGAUGCGUUUUGAGCGCUGAUGUGUUCGCAAGGUAUUGCCGCCUACGCGGACACGAAACCUUGUACAUCUGCGGGACUGACGAAUAUGGAACAGCUACGGAAACAAAGGCCUUAGCGGAAGGUGUGACACCUCGAGAGGUUUGUGACAAAUAUCACGUCAUUCACAAAGAGAUCUAUGAGUGGUUCAAUAUAGAAUUUGAUAUCUUUGGUCGAACGACUACACCGCAGCAAACUGAGAUUGCGCAGGACAUUUUCUUAAAGUUGUAUGAGAAUGGGUUUACAUCGACUUCCUCCAUCGACCAGUUACAUUGUCAGAAUUGUGACAAGUUUUUGGCUGACCGAUUCGUCACCGGUGCCUGCCCAUUUUGUGCCUAUGACGACGCUCGUGGUGACCAGUGUGACGGAUGUAGUCGCCUUAUUAACGCCGUUGAGUUGAAGAACCCAAAAUGCCACAUCUGCAAGCAGGAACCCAAAGAAAGUAUAUUGUCAACACACAUCUUCCUACAUCUGGAUGCUAUACAGGAUGAGGUGCGUGAAUAUAUCGAAAAGGAGAUUGCGAAACCGGAUACACGUUGGUCCUCGAACGCUAUUGCCAUUGUAAAGGGAUGGAUCAAGCAUGGUUUGGAGAAAAGGUGUAUAACUCGUGAUUUGAAGUGGGGUACAGCAGUGCCACUUGCAGGAUUUGAAAAUAAAGUGUUUUACGUAUGGUACGAUGCUCCCAUAGGGUAUCUUUCGAUCACAAAAUGUCUUGUUGGGGAUAAUUGGACCAAAUGGUGGAAAAAUCCCGAAAAUGUCGAACUAUUCAAUUUUAUUGGCAAGGAUAACGUUGCAUUUCAUGGGGUAAUGUUUCCUUGCACUCAAUUUGGUGCACGAGAUAAUUACACAGUAGUGAAUAAUAUUUGUGCUACGGAGUACUUAAAUUACGAGGACGUCAAAUUUAGCAAAUCAAGAAAUAUUGGUGUGUUCGGUGAUAAUGCAAAGGAAACGGGUAUUGAAGCUGAUGUCUGGAGGUUUUACUUGCUUUAUAUAAGACCGGAGUCGCAAGACACAUCGUUUAGCUGGGAGGACUUUGCUUUCAAGGUGAAUUCUGAGUUACUUGCAAACCUUGGAAAUUUCAUAAAUCGAGCACUUACCUUCCUUAGCAAAAAUUUUGAUGGUGUAGUGCCAGAAAUGCAGCUCAGUGACAUCGAUGUGAUAUCUGUUAUAUAUAUACAUAUAUAUAAUUCUUUUUCUCACAAUUGUAACAGGAAAUUUAAGUGGGAUAAGAUGAUGGAUUCAGUUCAUCAGAGAGACGCAGUGCGUGCCAUUUUGUCAAUGUCUCGCAGGGGUAACCAGUACAUGCAGACUCAACAACCAUGGGUGCUUAUUAAAGGGAGUGACGAAGAGAAGUAUUUUGCAUUCUUCGUUUUUAACUUCCACCAUCGACUUGUGACUUUCCAGGAGACCGGUAUUUCAUAUGCUUUAUUGAGUUCGAAUGUAUCAGCGAGAAUACGAUCACAGUGUGGAUCAGAUCGCUUGCCAGCUUUUUCCACUUAUCCUAUCUCAUAUUUAAAAGCGGGUCAUAGAAUUGGGGAGCCGAAACCUCUGUUCACCAAAAUGGAGAGUGCAAAAGUUGCUGAAUGGAAAGCCAAAUUUGGCGGAUCAUGUUCCUCUAGCAGUUUUCACGAGAGUGAAGAUGCACCUACUGAUGACACCAUUGAUAUCGGUCGUCUUGAUCUCCGUGUCGGUCGUAUUAUCAAUUGUGAGAAACAUCCGGAUGCUGACGCACUGUAUGUUGAACAAAUUGACGUUGGUGAAUCGAAGCCUCGAACUGUAGUGUCAGGGUUGGUUCACCAUGUCCCCCUUAAUCAGAUGCAAAAUCGGCUUGUCGUGGUUUUGUGCAACUUGAAACCAGCUAAAAUGCGGGGAGUUGAGUCAAGAGCAAUGGUUAUGUGCGCUUCUUCUCCCGAAAAGGUUGAAAUCAUGGAAGUGGAUCCCUCAGCUCAACCAGGCACACCUGUUAUUUGUCCACCCUAUUUGCACAGGCCAGAUGUUCAGUUGAAUCCAAAGAAAAAGAUUUGGGAAACUAUAGCGCAAGAUUUGAAAGUGAACGAGGAUGGAUACGCUGUUUGGCGUGACACUCUUCUUUUGGUUGGUGGUUCCACAAAGAUGACCGCACCGACGUUACGUGGUGUUUUUGUGAAAUGA
Messenger RNA from Angiostrongylus costaricensis, 2340 nucleotides. The record is from the annotation of a GenBank genome assembly. Lineage: Eukaryota; Metazoa; Nematoda; Chromadorea; Rhabditida; Metastrongylidae.